Messenger RNA from Marmota flaviventris (yellow-bellied marmot), 2187 nucleotides. RefSeq names its product leucine rich repeat LGI family member 4 (gene Lgi4). Gene Ontology annotation, molecular function: protein binding. Lineage: Eukaryota; Metazoa; Chordata; Mammalia; Rodentia; Sciuridae. The record is from RefSeq and is a predicted model, not a curated record. Gene Ontology annotation, biological process: neuron maturation; myelination in peripheral nervous system.
UCGGCUGGGGGCAGGGGGCAUGGGACGCUCGGGCAUCCUGCUGCUGCUGCUGCUGCUGCUGGCUGGGCCGGGGGUGGGGGUGGCCUGGAGGCCCCCAAAGGGCAAGUGUCCUCCACGCUGCUCCUGCUCCAAAGACAGUGCCCUGUGUGAGGGCUCCCAGGACCUGCCAGAGAGCUUCUCCCCGACGCUGCUGUCACUCUCACUCGUGAGGACUGGAGUCACCCAGCUGAAGGCCGGCAGCUUCCUGAGGGUGCCGUCCCUGCACCUGCUCCUCUUCACGUCCAACUCCUUCUCUGUGAUCGAGGACGACGCAUUUGCCGGGUUGUCCCACCUGCAGUACCUCUUCAUUGAGGACAAUGAGAUCGGCUCCAUCUCCAAGAACGCGCUCCGGGGACUCCGCUCGCUCACACACCUAAGCCUGGCCAACAAUCACCUCGAGGUCCUGCCCAGAUUCCUGUUCCGGGGCCUGGAAACCCUGACUCACGUGGACCUCCGUGGGAACCCGUUCCAGUGCGACUGUCGCAUCCUUUGGCUGCUUCAGUGGAUGCCGACCGUGAACGCCAGCGUGGGGACGGGGACCUGUGCAGGCCCCGCUGCCCUGACUCACAUGCAGCUCCGCCACCUCGACCCAAAGACCUUCAAUUGCAGAGCCAUAGAGCUGUCCUGGUUCCAGAUGGUGGGGGAGUCGGCGCUGGGCGUGGAGUCCUUCUCCUACCAGGGGGAGCCCCACAUCAUCCUGGCCCAGCCCUUCGCUGGCCGCUGCCUGAUCCUCUCCUGGGACUACGGCCUGCAGCGCUUCCGGACGGAGGAUGAGCUGCCGGCGCCCUCCGUGGUGUCCUGCAAGCCCCUGGUGCUGGGCCCGCGCCUCUUCGUGCUGGCUGCCCGACUGUGGGGAGGAUCCCAGCUGUGGGCACGGCCGGGCCCCGACCUGCGCCUGGCCCCGAUGCAGGCACUGGCCCCCCGACGGCUGCUGAGGCCCAACGACGCGGAGCUCCUCUGGCUGGACGGGCAGCCCUGCUUCGUGGUGGCCGAUGCCUCCAAAGCUGGCAGCACCACACUGCUGUGUCGGGACGGGCCCGGCUUCUACCCACGCCAGAGCCUGCACGCCUGGCACCGGGACACGGACGCCGAGGCCCUGGAGCUGGACGGCCGGCCCCACCUGCUGCUGGCCUCGGCCUCACAGAGGCCCGUGCUCUUCCACUGGUUCGGUGGCCGCUUUGAGAGGCGCACGGACAUCCCAGAGGCUGAGGAUGUCUAUGCCACACGUCACUUCCAGGCUGGGGGGGAUGUGUUCCUGUGCCUGACGCGGUACAUCGGGGACUCUAUGGUCAUGCGCUGGGACGGCUCCAUGUUUCGCCUGCUGCACCAGCUCCCUUCCCGGGGUGCCCACGUCUUCCAGCCUCUGCUCAUCGCCAGGGACCAGCUGGCCAUCCUAGGCAGCGACUUUGCCUUCAGCCAGGUGCUCCGCUUUGAUCUCGACAAGGGGCUCCUGGAGCCACUGCAGGAGCUGGGGCCUCCUGCUUUGGUGGCCCCCCGUGCCUUUGCCCACGUCACCUUAGCGGGCAGACGCUUCCUAUUUGCGGCUUGCUUCAAGGGCCCCACGCAGAUCUACCAGCAUCAUGAGCUGGACCUGAGUGCCUGAGACUGGGCAGGACUCUAGACAUGGCCGAGCGCUGGCGUGGGGAGCCUUGGGCAUCUGGAUGACCUGUUGGCUGGCCUUCUGGCCCCACUUGGGGUAAUGACCAGACCUGUGAGAUGCUGACCACAGGCCAAGUUCAUCAGCUCCAGGUCCAAACCCUAGCCCACCUCUUGGAGGAACUGCCACUGGGAGACAUGGAAGUCCCAGCCUGAACUGCCCUCCCAGUUGGAAGCAAUAUCUGGCGGGAGAGAGAUGCCGGCUCUUGGUGACUUGGAAGCUCAGGCUGGGGCACUGCUUGGAGCCCAAACACCGCAUCCCCCCUUGAUGCGCAGAGUCCCGGAGAGGUCUGGAAGUUCUCCCUCAACGACUCCCACCCAAUCUGCUCCCUGCGAAAGCUCCAAAGACAGAAUUCCUUUCCCUUCCAAAUUCAAUCCUGCCAAUCGCUUUCAUGGAGUCCUGCCCGGCCCCACGACGUCACAGUUGCUGGGCAGUUUUUCCUGCCAGACCCGUUCCUUCUCUCAGCUGCUUAGGCGCACGUCUGCUGCCAG